AUGACCCGCGUGACGCGCAUCCAGGGGUUCCAGCGCCCGUUCUCGCGCGAUCAAGUGACCAGCUGGGUGUUGCAGCCAGUGCUCAUUGCCGCGUUUGUUGCGCUCACAACGUCGUACCUCCACGACCUCGAGCCAUUGUGGGUGCUGAUCCCAUACGGCGUGCUCUUGACUAUCUUCGGCGUGUGCUGGUUCCUCUGUGAAAUGCGCAACCCCGCCAGCUCUACCGUCGUGGCCAAAUGGUGUGUCCCAGUGCCUUCCAAACCCACGCGAUAUUGCACUGUGUGCAACAAGAACAGCCCAGGCCUCGACCACCACUGCACUUGGCUCAAUACAUGCAUUGGAGACAUCAACUACGAGCCUUUCUUCAUCUUAAUCGUUACGGGCACGGUGAUGACAGCAUACCAAGCGAUCAUUGGUAUCGUCAUGGCGACGACAUGGCAUGCAGAAAUCGUGGCGCACGACCCGACUAUGAGCGCGUCGGGGUCGUUGGCCGCCCUCUGGAUCCACAACAUUGUGUGCAUCUUGCUCGCGGUGGCGUAUGGCGCCCUGACAGCGUUCCAUGUGUACUUACUCGUCCUUCGCAUGGGCACGUACGACUAUAUCCUGAAAUACGGCGCGAACAACCGGUGCAUUCGGCUCUUGCGGUGCCAGUGCCGAGGGUCCAAAGCCCUCGGCGCAAAAAAGAAUGGCCCCAAGUCGCCAGCCCAAAACGACAAGGACUCGAUCGCGACCACAGUAGCUUCGGAUCGCAAAGCCAGCAAGUCUAAGGUCGGCCAUACGGCCUCUGUCGUGCAUUCGUCCAAGGAGAGUUCAGCGCAGCCGUCGUCGGCAGAGAUCGCCGCAUGGAAGGCCGAGUGGAUCAAGAAACAUGGCAGUGAUGGCGACGACGUGGUCCGCCCGACGGAAUCGCUCGGCGAUUUGGCACGGACGAGAAAGGUCAGCGCGAACAACAUCCUGGUCGAGUUAGACGGACAAGUAACCUCUUCGGCUUCGUCGUCCGUUGCACCUAUGGCCGCAUCGGAAAAGGAGAACUUUCAUGACGUCGACUUGCACGAGUGA
This is a messenger RNA of Aphanomyces invadans, 1059 nucleotides long. RefSeq lists its product as hypothetical. Gene Ontology annotation, molecular function: protein-cysteine S-palmitoyltransferase activity. Gene Ontology annotation, cellular component: Golgi apparatus; endoplasmic reticulum. Bases 1 to 1059 code for a protein of 352 amino acids. NCBI's taxonomy places the organism in Eukaryota, Oomycota, Saprolegniomycetes, Saprolegniales, Verrucalvaceae. The transcript has 6 exons. Gene Ontology annotation, biological process: peptidyl-L-cysteine S-palmitoylation; protein targeting to membrane. The record is from RefSeq and is a predicted model, not a curated record.